CUAUCGGAAUCUCAAUCACAAUGCGAUGAAUUGGAAAAACAAUUACUGAGAGUCAGUGACUACCAAAACGGCCGGCCGUUGACCGCCAGCACUGCCACCGGUGCCGACAGUCAGUCGUCGGAAACGUCGGACAGUCCUGUCGUCGAUUACCCCCAACAGCGACGCCGACCAUCGGUGGGGCCGACGGCUAAUGGAGGGUCCGAUCGGGAGAGACGUCUAGAGAAGGAGUUGAGCCAAAGGGUUAAGGAGUUGUCGGAGUUGUCCGCGAAGUAUAGUCGACGUAAGCAACGGCACCGGGAGAUGGUAUCCAGGCUUAGACAGUAUGUGUCGAAAGAGAACCGCGAAUUGAAUACAUUAUUGCAUUCAUUGGAUGUGAAGUACAGGGCGUCCGAAGAAGAGUUACAAAAACACCGAAAGUAUUGUCGCAUUCAAGAGAUUACGGCUAUUAAUGAUAUCCAAUGA
This is a messenger RNA of Medioppia subpectinata, 462 nucleotides long. The record is from the annotation of a GenBank genome assembly. NCBI's taxonomy places the organism in Eukaryota, Metazoa, Arthropoda, Arachnida, Sarcoptiformes, Oppiidae.